AUGUCACCUUCCCUUAGAGAAGUCUUUAGGUCGAAGCAGACACCAGAUGGGAAAUCGAGAGUUGGAUUCUUCUCAAAGGAUUUGAAAGAUGGAAAGAAAGAAUGGGCCAAAUUGACUUUCAUGACAUUCGGUCUAAUCACGAUAUUCAUGUUCCUCUUCCUAUCCAUCUACUUUGGAUCCUACUACCUGCAAACCUCUCGAUCUACGCACUUCUCAAUCGAGGUAGUCGACCUAGACUCAAGUGCCUCUCCUUAUGGAUCAGUCGCUCAUCCCGCUAUACUCGGCCCAGCUAUCAAGACCGCCAUUCAGGAUAGUCUAUCUACGGAACCUCAUUUGGGAUGGUACGAGUCUGAUCAAUCGACUUUACAGCAAUUCAGAUUAACGUCCACGGGUCAAGGGAUCGAUCCUUAUGCAUACGCUGAGGAAAGGGUAUUGAACCAGGAUGUAUGGGGGGUCUUGAUAGUGAAUAGUAAUGCUACCAGUGGGGUAUGGAGGGGACUGACCGAAGGUUUGAUGUGGGAGCCUAGUGGAGCUAUGACGUUCCUGUAUGAAGAAGCGCGAAAUUUUUAUGCUGGUAACCAAUACGUAGCAAGAAUAGCGUCGAUGGUAAUGACUACAGGAGGGAACAGCGCAGCUACCGAAUUAGCCUCUCAGAUACUGGCUUUGGGUAAUGCCUCUGCGGUAUUGACGACUGGUGCUCAGGCUGGAGCUGUUGUCGGUCCGUUCAACUAUAAUCUCCAUAAUCUUAGACCGUUCGAUCAGCUUGCCGGUAUCGCUUCUACAACUGUCGGAACGGUCUACCUGAUCAUCUUCACCUUCUUGAUCUCUGUAACCUGGAAUAACCAAGGAUUACCUUUGAUCCAAGAUUCCUUGACUAUGAGUUCAGAAGUACUAAUUAAAUUACUAGUCCCAUUCAUAGCAUAUCUCUGGUUAUCAUUACAUUAUUCCCUCGUAUCACUAGCAUUCCUCAUUGACUUCAGUCGGAAAUUCGGUAAAGGUGGAUUUGUUGUUUACUGGAUGGCAGAUUGGAUCACAAUGUCUGCGUUGGGUUUCGUAAUGGAAACGAUGUUUUUGUGGCUGGGUCCCUUUUUCCCUUUCUUCUUGAUUUUCUGGGUAAUAUUCAAUGUCACGGUGGCAUUCUUGGAUGUUGCUGACAUGGCUACGUUCUAUCGAUAUGGAUACUUUACACCUGUAUGGAAUCUAGUGGAUAUGGCGAAAUGCGUUAUCUUCGGUACCAAGAACCAUUACGCACAGAACUUUGCCGUGAAUUUAGGCUGGUUGGUGGUUUGGAUGGCCUUGUUAGCAAUAACGGUAGUCUACCAGCGAAGGAAUAAAGAGAGGGAAAAUAUGCGGGAGAAAUGGGAAGAGAUGAAAAAAGUUGAUGAGAAAGAGAUCGCGCGAUAG
Messenger RNA from Kwoniella botswanensis, 1404 nucleotides. RefSeq lists its product as uncharacterized. Bases 1 to 1404 code for a protein of 467 amino acids. The transcript is spliced from 10 exons. Gene Ontology annotation, cellular component: membrane. Lineage: Eukaryota; Fungi; Basidiomycota; Tremellomycetes; Tremellales; Cryptococcaceae. The record is from RefSeq and is a predicted model, not a curated record.